Messenger RNA from Haliotis rubra (blacklip abalone), 2203 nucleotides. RefSeq lists its product as uncharacterized. Lineage: Eukaryota; Metazoa; Mollusca; Gastropoda; Lepetellida; Haliotidae. Gene Ontology annotation, molecular function: oxidoreductase activity. The record is from RefSeq and is a predicted model, not a curated record.
UUGACAAAAUGGCAACGCUGCGUAAACUUUUCCGACCUUCUAAACUGCUGCAGGCGGGGAGGCAGUCGCCAUGUCACUCCUCCUACUGUAGUGCAUCGGAUUCAUGGCCAGCUGUACCUGUAAAGGAAGUUCAGCGAUUUAUAGAAGACUGCAUGGCAACUGUUGGAACACGCGCGGACCAUGCCACCUCUCUGGCGAACAACUUGGUAACAGCUGAUCAUAGAGGACAUUACAGUCAUGGCCUCAACAGACUAGAUAUGUACAUUCAUGACAUCGAAUCAGGAAUAACAGUCAGCGACGCUGAUCCUAGCAUUAUCCAGGAGUCGGCCGCCACAGCGCGCGUAGAUGUAAACAACGUUCUUGGUCCAGUGGUGGGCAACUUCAGCAUGGAUCUAGCCAUCCAGAAAGCCAUGUCCGCAGGGGUAGGCUUGGUGGCCGCUAAAGGGUCCAACCAUUUUGGUAUUGCAGGCUGGUAUUCCAUGCUGGCAGCGCAACAGGGCCUCCUUGGUAUGACCUUCACCAACACGUCUCCCUUGUCUGUACCAACGAGAGCUAGAAAGGCCACACUAGGGACAAACCCUCUGUCUCUGGCAGCUCCUGCUCACGAUGGUGAUGACUUCGUCCUUGACAUGGCCACCACCACAGUAGCCCUGGGCAAGAUUGAACUCCACGACCGUAAAGGCAUUAAGAUUCCUAACAGCUGGGGUGUGGACAAGCAUGGUCUGGAGUCCAAUGACCCGAAGACUGUGAUAGAGGGUGGGGGCCUGAUGAUGGUCGGUGGAUCAGAACUCACAGGUGGGUACAAGGGUUACGGUCUGUCCAUGCUGGUUGAGGUAUUCUGUGGGAUCCUAGCAGGGAGCACGUUCGGACCCAGCAUAAGAAAAUGGCGAAACACUGAUACUGUGGCAAACCUGGGACAGUGCUUCAUUGCCAUCGACCCUGAUUGUUUUGCACCUGGUUUCCAUGACAGAAUGUCAGCUUUGGUGAACACGUAUCGGACACUAGAGCCGGCCGAGGGAGAGACUGAGGUUCUGGUUGCUGGGGACCCUGAGAGGAAACACAUCGAGCUGUGUACCCGCAGGGGAGGAAUACCGUACCAUCCGAAUCAGAUACAGUUCGGGAUUGAUCUGUCCAACAAACUAGGUGUGAAACAAAUGCAGACAGUGUAGUCACUCGAAGCAUACUCUGAUGUGAACUCCAGCAUGAACAUCGGAGUAUGGCCAUGUUUCUGGGUAUUGUGGGGAUAAGCCAGAGCAGAUUAAUGUACAGUGAAUGAAGUGAAGGUCAUCGUAAUGCUCAACUGAACUCACCUGAUAUGUGCUCACCUACAUAAACAACUUUCAGUUUUAUUUGUUCAUGAGGGAAAUGUUUUGUAUGGUAUAGAAACCGACAGUACCAAGUUUUUAGGUUUGUUUUUUUGCCAGUGUACUUUUUAAAUGUCCAGUUUCCACCAUUGCCAAACUAGCCUGGAAUUUCCCACUUAUGUUUUGACUGGAGUAACAAGUUUUUUUGUAUAGUCCAGUUAUAAUCACUUAAUGAAAUUGACAUCUGGUUCACAAUCUGCCUUGAAGAUUUCUGUAGAAAGCAUGCUUUGUAAAUCUUGCAAAUUUCAGGCAGAAAUUUUCCAAAGCAUGUUUUUAAUCAAGGUACACAAGUAAGUUGAUGCACUUCACAAGGUAAGACCUGUGUUGUUACAUAACAGAUGUUGAUAAUUGAUGAGAUUAUGUUAACGGGGUGCCACCAUUUGCUUUAACCAUGGGACAUAACUGUGAUAUAAAGUGAAUUCUGAUUGGUCAAUAGGAGGGAUAUAAGUGACAUAAAUCAUAUUAGUCACAGGUGGCACUAUGAGCUACAAAAUUCCAGCCUAGUUUCAGCCAACUGUUGGAAUUUUUACAGUAAAUGUACUCACUUACUCAGGAAGAUGCUAAAUGUUUUGUUGUAUCUUCACAAAAAGAAUGUAUAUACCACUGCCGUCCUGAUGUUUACAUCUUUGUUCCGGCCAUUGUGAGUCACUACUGAACGAUAUGAAUGUUUUUAUGACCAUUUCUUUGGUGCAAGAAAGUAACAUUGUUGACAAAUCACUGCAAGAGCAGGAAUGUGUGAAAUAUGUUUAUGAUUGUUUUUGAAACUUGAUAGACAGGGUGAGCUGGCUCAGAUCUUAGCUUACAUAAUAAACAGCUUUAUUUCUUUAUUUUGAGUUCAA